Molecule: messenger RNA, 1871 nt
Organism: Hydractinia symbiolongicarpus
Lineage: Eukaryota; Metazoa; Cnidaria; Hydrozoa; Anthoathecata; Hydractiniidae
Exons: 8
Coding region: 1-1755 (584 amino acids)
Source: RefSeq, a predicted model, not a curated record
AUGGUUCGAAAUAUAGAGUUAUCGGUAAUCAUCACUGUGUUUCUUAACUCUAUGUACGUAAUGCAUCAUUUGCUUUCUAAUAGUAAAAGUAUUUUAAAAGCACACGCUGAUAACAGGUAUGCAUUACCUAGAGGAAACGAGUUUAUGCUAAUAGUUGAUAUCAUUUUGGUAACAGCAAGAUGUUUAUACAGUAAUGACAUUCGCAUGCGUUUAUCUUGUAAAACUCCAUUUUGUUUUGUGUUAUCAAAUCAAAAUCUGCUCUACCAUAACUCCCUUAAAAUUACAGGUUGUAUAGACACAAAAUUUAACGGAUUCAUUUCUUCACAACCUGGAAGAAUUUCCUGUCCUAUUUCUUCUGUUCCUGACCACGGUAUUGUUACUGCAAGAAAUAAAAGUAAUUUUGCAAAAAUUAAAGCAUGCGGCCUGACGCAAAAUCACUAUUCAUUCUCCAUCGCCUUGCAAAGCGGAAAGAAGAAUAACAUUACUUAUAAAAGGUUCAUCAUGAAGUUUUUGGCAAUUCUCCUUUGUUUCCUUGUCGCUGCACUUGCUGUUCAUGCAGUAGAAGAAACACCAAAAGACGAUGUUGAAGACACCGACAUUGAAAAUGAACAAAUGACUGCAAACGACAGUGAAGCUGACGAAGAAAGCGAUGCUAGUGUUUAUGCCUACCGUGGAAACUACAGACGAUAUGUUGCACAUGGUCGACGAUAUGUUGGACAUGGUCGACGAUAUGUUGGACACGGACGUAGAUAUGUUGGACAUGGACGAAGAUAUGUUGGAUAUGGUAAAGGUUAUGGCCGUGGCGUAAGAUACGGACAUGGGAAAUAUGGACGCAAGGCCUACGGAGAUGCGUCAUACAAAGGUAGUUAUACGUACGGUGGACGCCGAUAUGGUGGACACGGGCGAAGAUAUGUUGGACAUGGUCGACGAUAUGUUGGACAUGGACGAAGAUAUGUUGGACACGGUCGACGAUAUGUUGGACAUGGCCGACGAUAUGGUGGAUACGGUAAAGGUUAUGGCCGUGGCGUAAGUUACGGAUAUGGAAAAUAUGGACACAAGGCUUACGGAGAUGCAUCAUACAAAGGUGGUUACACGUAUGGUGGACGUCGAUAUGGUGGACACGGACGAAGAUAUGUUGGACAUGGUCGACGAUAUGGUGGACAUGGGCGAAGAUAUGUUGGACACGGACGUAGAUAUGUUGGGCAUGGACGAAGAUAUGUUGGAUAUGGUAAAGGAUAUGGCCGUGGCGUAAGUUACGGACAUGGAAAAUAUGGACGCAAGGUUUACGGAGAUGCAUCAUACAAAGGUGGUUAUACGUACGGUGGACGUCGAUAUGGUGGACACGGGCGAAGAUAUGUUGUACAUGGUCGACGAUAUGUUGGACAUGGACGAAGAUUUGUUGGACACGGACGUAGAUAUGUUGGACAUGGACGAAGAUAUGUUGGACAUGGACGAAGAUAUGGUGGAUAUGGUAAAGGAUAUGGCCGUGGCGUAAGUUACGGACAUGGAAAAUAUGGACGCAAGGUUUACGGAGAUGCAUCAUACAAAGGUGGCUAUACGUACGGUGGACUUCGAUACGGUGGACACGGGCGAAGAUAUGUUGGACAUGGUCGAAGAUAUGUUGGACAUGGUCGACGAUAUGGUGGUCACGGACGUAGAUAUGUUGGAUAUGGUAACCGAUAUGGUAAUCGUGGAUAUGGAUACGGUGGUCGUGGUUACCGCUAUGGUCAUAAGGUCUAUGGAGAUGAGCAAUAAAUUGAUUUAAAAGAAAUAGCUUAAUUUGGUGUUAGAAAAAUAUAUCAUAUUCAUUUUACCUUUACAGUUUCUUUUUAUUAUUGGGACUUAAAUAAGUUCUCCCUGGCUGUAACCAU